This is a messenger RNA of Alnus glutinosa, 1545 nucleotides long. Its product is annotated as B-box zinc finger protein 24. The transcript is spliced from 3 exons. Gene Ontology annotation, cellular component: nucleus. The coding region runs from base 541 to 1251 and encodes 236 amino acids. The record is from RefSeq and is a predicted model, not a curated record. Gene Ontology annotation, biological process: regulation of DNA-templated transcription; photomorphogenesis. Lineage: Eukaryota; Viridiplantae; Streptophyta; Magnoliopsida; Fagales; Betulaceae. Gene Ontology annotation, molecular function: zinc ion binding.
UACUCUCCACCAAUCACUUCACCUUCUCCUUCUGUAUCCUCCUCUCUCACAUCCUUCUUAAUUUAUUUCUCAACGACUUUUCUUCCUCUAUCUUCUCCAAUCUUCUCUUCCUCUCUCUUCCUGCUAGACCACUUUCACCAUGCUUCGCCUAACUUUUGGAGUUUAGCUCAGGAUUCUGUUAAAGGGUUUUGAGUAGUUUCCCAGGAAGAAAAAAAGGGGACCCUUUAUAGAUUAGAUUAGCAGGGUCACUUCGUCUCACAUUUUCUUCGAAAUUUUGUCGGUUUAGCACCACGUGCAGUUUUUCUGACGCUGUUACAGUGUUUCUGGCUCUAUAACAACGUUUCUCUAUCUGGGUGGCGCUUGAAUCUUUGAAAGAAUCUCUCUCUGUGUCUCUGUGUCAAACAUCUGGUGGGUAUAUUCUGUGUAUCUUGUAUAUUUUGAACCUAGCAGAAAGCUUGAGAGGAAGCAUAAGAGAUAUAAAAAGCCCGAGAAGAAAUAGAAGAUAUUAGAGGAGAGGAGGUGAGAUCAAUCAGUGGGAAGAUGAAAAUUCAGUGUGAUGUGUGUGAGAAAGCUCCGGCAACAGUUAUUUGUUGCGCGGAUGAGGCGGCCCUGUGCGCGAGAUGCGACGUUGACGUUCAUGCUGCAAAUAAGCUUGCAAGCAAGCACCAGAGGCUUCUCCUUCAGUGCCUCUCCAACAAGCUCCCUAAAUGUGACAUCUGCCAGGAUAAGGCAGCUUUCAUAUUUUGUGUCGAAGACAGAGCCCUCUUUUGUCAGGAUUGUGAUGAACCAAUUCAUCCGGCUGGUAGCCUUUCAGCAAAGCAUCAGCGGUUCCUGGCCACUGGAAUCCGUGUGGCUUUGAGCUCCAGUUGUAAGGACACUGAAAAUAGUAGCUUGGAGCCACCCCAUCCGAACUCACAACAGAUUCCGGUGAAAAUGCCCACACAGCAAACUUCUACCUUCACAUCUCCUUGGGCUGUUGAUGACUUGCUGCAAUUUUCUGAUCUUGAAUCCUCUGAUAAGAAAGAGGCACUUGAGUUGGGAGAGUUUGAAUGGUUAGCAGACAUGGGUCUUUUUGGUGAGCAAAUGCCUCAGGAGGCUUUAGCAGCAGCAGAAGUUCCUCAGGUUCCAGUGUUGCAGUCAAGCAAUUUUACCUCAUACAGACCCUCUAAAUCCAACAUGCCCUACAAGAAGCCUAGACUUGAGUUACCAGAAGAUGAUGAUGAGCAUUUCACAGUUCCUGAUCUUGGCUAAAAGUCAUACAAUAAGAUUUGAAAUGUUCAUGAAUUAUAUAUAUCAUACUCCAUAAAUACAUGUGUGUAUUUAUGUCUGUGUAUGUAUAUACCUUUGAAGCGUUUUUAUUUUUUUUUCUUCAGGAAAACUAUGUUUGCAAUCAGUUGGUAAUACAUUUUAGGAGUUGCUUGAUCGUGGGCUAGCUAAAAGGUUCAGUUUAGGUGAUUUACUUGUGUCUUUACUCUCUAUAUGUAAUUUUGGCCUUCACUUAAAUUUUGAGAUAUGCACACGGUGAUCUUGGGCUUUAACAUGUCA